CAGAAACGGAAACUAUUUUGUUUAUCAGUGGCUACAUCCUGUUGGUCACAGCUCUUCUUUCAAUCUACUCUGGAACUAUUCAUACUACAAAACAGACUAUAUUUUGUCCCCGCCACUUUGUAAUAUUCAAAAAACUUUGUUGCACACGUCGCUUAAAGCGGUCAGGAGAGUUUAACUUUGAAACAUCUGCCUGGAAAUUCUAUUUAGUUUGUUUUUCUUCCUCUGGAGGGUUCAGUGUUAGCUUGUAAGUUACCGUUAGCCUGCUGCUCUGAGAGCAGUGAUGCUCGCUGACAGAGUUUAUCUUUCUGCGUAUUUCGACUGUUGACUCAAACCCGAGAGCCUUCAUACAUUAUGGCGAGUGAAAACGCCGAGACCAACGCGGGGAACGAUAAUGAAACUGGUCCACCAUCCGAACCAAACGACCACGACUAUGCCCACACUGCGGCCAGUAACUUAACUUCGACGGAGGCGUCUUCCUCCUCUGUUACACCGGCGGCUGACGGUGGAGUCCCCGCGCAGGAAAGCUUUACGACAGCGGCUGAACCCGAGCAUAGCUCCCCAGGGCAGCCCACCCUGCCGGUGGUGCUUCCCGAACCGGCCGUGGGUGCCGAAGUGGACUGCCCCGGUGGAAAUGAUGUGGAGGUGUCUACUCCGCCGAAGUCCGAAGAGGACCCCCAAGAAAUAGAUGCCACUAAAUGUGCUGCUGCCAUCUCUCCUGUAAUGGGAAUUGGCCGCUGGCGUCCUAAGCGGCCGGAGGACAAGAACUGCGUCACCUGUAAGUUUGAGUUCGAGCGGCAGGGCCGCAGGUUCAACCGGAGGGCAGUGUACACCUUCAGCAACCCGGAGACUGUGCAGUGGGUCUUCCCAGACGCCACAGUGAACGAGAAGUCCUUCCUUUGCGAGACCUGUGCACAGGUCAUCAGGAACAAAUGCAAACGCAAACAGAGCGGGAAGAGGACUCUGUGGCUGAAACCGCCUCAGACAAAACGGUCAGUGGUGAAAGACAAGAAUAAGAGAGGUCGCAGGAUGGGGAAGAAGAGCAAAGCGGCGCUGCUGGUGAGCAAGUCCUGCUACAAGUCUGCUUUCAAAAUGCUCUGGUCUGCCAAAGGCGCCCGGAAGCCCAUGAUGGAGUUCUGGAGCAAACAGCUGAAAGAAGAGAUGAAGGCGCUGACAAGGCAGACAGACAGUCCCUUUCAUCAGAAGGUGUCGAACAGAAAGCCCCUGUCUUCCUUCCCCUGGCGGCGCUGUCUGAACUGGGCCCAGGACAAAGCUCCACUCGUCACCACCUGCCUCACCGCGCUGUUCCCCGACAUCACCGCUCUCUCUAAGAGCAGCAACCAGAUGUCAGAGGACCAGGCCCAGACUCUGCUGGAGCGCCGGGCCGUGUUGGCGCUCUCCAUCCCGCUCUUCACCAGGAACAUCUGGAAGAACAACUUCCUGCAGGCCGCUCUCGGGGCAGAGCUGCGCCUGCAGGGCUGCUCUGGCACUGCUCUUGACGCCCUCAACACCAUGGGACUGUGUCAGAACAAAGACACGGUCAGGUUACUGCUGCACAGGCUCCGAAACGGCAAGAAGAAGACGCUAACACAGAAUGGACGGCAGAUGAAAGGAGAACAGAUGUCAGACGUGGAGGAAGAGGAUAUUGAAGAAGAAGAGGAGGAGGAGGAGGAGGAGGAAGAAGAAGAAGAAGAAGAUGAUGAUGAUGAUGAGGAAGAGGAGGACGAUGACGAUGAAGAAGAGGAGGAGGAGGAUCAGGAAGAAGGCGAGGAAAUGGAUAUGGCGGUAGAGGAGGAAGAAAUGGAUGCGGUAGAGGUACAAGUGCAACAGGUAGAGGAGGAAAAGGCAGAGAUGGAGAAGAAGAGGAGGAAGAAGGCGAAAAAGCAGAGGAAGGAGGAGAAGAGGAAG
Perca flavescens (yellow perch) is the source of this 1905-nucleotide messenger RNA. RefSeq names its product bromo and FHA domain-containing protein DDB_G0267958. The record is from RefSeq and is a predicted model, not a curated record. The transcript is spliced from 5 exons. NCBI's taxonomy places the organism in Eukaryota, Metazoa, Chordata, Actinopteri, Perciformes, Percidae. The annotation marks the transcript as partial. Gene Ontology annotation, cellular component: cytoplasm.